GUGUUUCUUCAUCUAUAAAUACAUUUGGCUUGCACUGUUUUUUGGCGGGGAUUAAAGAGGGCAAAUGAAAGCGCGGGAAAAUGCUCGUCGUCUCCCUCCACGGAGGCGGACCCGGAAAGCCGAAAUCGUCGACCCGGGAUCGGAACCCGAACCGGAAGAGGGCAAGGAUUUGGAUCUGGAGAAAGCAAGGUUGAUCAGCUUAGCUCUCGAUUUUGGAUUCGACGAAAACUUAGCCAAAAAGUGUUUGAAUCGAUUCAUUGAACUCUACGGUGAGGAUGGGAAGGAUUUCAUCACAGUUGAACGCUCCGGAGAUGAUUUUCUUGCGGCUUUGGCCGAUUCGGUGGAAGACACGGAGGUCUGGGAUGACUUGCAAGCCUUUGAAUCAGAGGUUUGCGGGACUUUGGCUGAUAUUUUGCACAAGGAUGUUCCAGGUGACACUGCAGCUGAAAAUGAUGGAAAUGUAUCAACAUAUACUAUAGAUGAUUCCCCAGAGAGUGCAGGGAUAAUGAAUCCAGUAGUGUUGGUUUCUUCAAGUGACAGUGAAGAUGUGGAUUAUGGAAAACCAAGCAAAACAAAUACUCUGUACACCCCCUCUGCAUCUGGUCAUGAUUGCGAAAGCACUGUGACUCGAGGGUCAGUUUCAUCUCUAUCAAGUAAACUGACAUCUUGUACAUCGAUUAAUGAAGACAAAACUCUUACUUAUGAAGAGCUGCAGCAGUUGGAUGACAUCGAGUUGGCUAAUGUGGUAGUAUUUGGAAACAGAAGUUUCAGGCCUUUGCAACAUAAAGCUUGCCAAGCUAUUCUGCAAAAGCGUGAUUGCUUUAUUCUUAUGCCAACCGGAGGCGGAAAAAGUCUGUGCUACCAGCUUCCUGCAAUCCUGCAACCUGGUGUUACUGUUGUAGUUUCACCUCUACUAUCUCUCAUUCAAGACCAGAUAGUCACUUUAAAUCUAAAGAAAGAUAAACCUUCAUGUAAGCUCCUGUAUGUAACUCCUGAGAGGAUAGCAGGAAACCUACCUUUUCAAGAGGUUCUAAAUUCUCUCCACAGAAAGGGAAACUUAGCUGGGUUUGUUGUUGAUGAAGCCCAUUGUGUAAGCCAAUGGGGACACGAUUUCAGACCAGAUUAUAGACUCUUAGGUUGUCUCAAGCGAAACUUCCCAAGUGUUCCACUGAUGGCAUUAACCGCUACAGCAACCCAUCCAGUGCGUGAAGAUGUUUUGAAGGCCUUAAACAUCCCUCGUGCUCUUGUACUUGAAACAAGUUUUGAUAGAUCAAACUUAAAAUAUGAGGUGAUUGGAAAGAGCAAAGAGCCACUCAAGCAGCUUGGAGAACUACUAGUCAACCGGUUCAAGAAUCUUUCUGGGAUUGUUUACUGCCUUUCCAAAAGCGAGUGUGUGGAGGUUUCAAAUUUUUUGAAUGAAAAAUGUAAGAUUAGAUCUGCAUAUUAUCAUGCCGGGUUGUCACCACGGCAGAGGGCUACGGCUCAAAGGAAUUGGCAUGCUGGAGAAAUUGAUGUUGUCUGUGCUACUAUCGCUUUUGGGAUGGGAAUCGAUAAACCCGAUGUUCGGUUCGUUGUUCACAAUACAAUGUCCAAAUCAAUAGAAAGUUAUUAUCAGGAAGCGGGUAGGGCAGGGAGGGACAACCUCCCUGCAACAUGUGUUGUUUUGUAUCAGAAGAAGGAUUUCAGCCGCUUGGUAUGCAUGUUAAGAAGUGGUCAAGGAUACAAAAAGGAAAGCUUGAAGCUGGCCAUGGAUCAAGCUCGGAAAAUGCAGAACUACUGUGAACUAAAGGAUCGUUCUGCAAUUGUCUGUUACCGGAAAAUAUUCAGGCUGCGACAGUCAAGCAUGUCCCUGAUCAUCAAACGUCUUCGGAAAUGUGUUGUAAUUGCAGAAGAUGGUUCAGAUUCUGGUGCAUCAUGUUUGACAGAGGACAGUGAUGACGACGACAUUAGUCAACAGUUGUUGACUGCCCGGAAUAGCGAUGUGGUGUUUUUGAAUGAAAUGCCGGUAAGACUAGCAAAGGAUCUUCUUUGAUACUCUCCCACUUUUGACCCCUCUUUCAUUUUCUUCCACUCCAUUAAAAAGAUCUGGUCCCAUUCCUAUUGUCUGUGAAUUGUUUGUUAUACUUGUGCAUCAUCAAACUGUAAUUACUUAGCUCUCAACCCAACUGUGUUGACUAAGAGCUUAGCAAUUUAGCAUAUGUUUUGUAACUUUCGUUCUUUUUCCAAACAGUGUUCAUACAAGAUGUAAAUUGUAAAAUCUCUCCAAAAUUCUAUUGAACAACAAGAAAUAUUUGGUUGCUUG
This is a messenger RNA of Cuscuta campestris, 2302 nucleotides long. Lineage: Eukaryota; Viridiplantae; Streptophyta; Magnoliopsida; Solanales; Convolvulaceae. The record is from the annotation of a GenBank genome assembly.